Molecule: messenger RNA, 2640 nt
Organism: Oncorhynchus nerka (sockeye salmon)
Lineage: Eukaryota; Metazoa; Chordata; Actinopteri; Salmoniformes; Salmonidae
Product: basic proline-rich protein-like
Exons: 1
Coding region: 1-2640 (879 amino acids)
Source: RefSeq, a predicted model, not a curated record
AUGAAGGCUUUAUGUGGCUGGCGCUCACUGUCUGCAGAAUACCCACCACCCCACCUCCACACAGCCCCCCGCCACCCCACCUCCACACAGCCCCCUGCCACCCCACCUCCACACAGCCCCCUGCCACCCCACCUCCAGACAGCCCCCUGCCACCCCACCUCCACACAGCCCCCUGCCACCCCACCUCCACACAGCCCCCUGCCACCCCACCUCCACACAGCCGCCUGCCACCCCACCUCCACACAGCCCCCUGCCACCCCACCUCCACACAGCCCCCUGCCACCCCACCUCCACACAGCUCCCUGCCACCCCACCUCCACACAGCCCCCUGCCACCCCACCUCCACACAGCGCCCCCAACCCACCUCCACACAGCCCCCUGCCACCCCACCUCCACACAGCCCCCUGCAACCCCACCUCCACACAGCCCCUGCCACCCCACCUCCAAACAGCCCCUGCCACCCCAACUCGACCUCCAAUUAGCCCCCCCCCACAGCCCCCUGCCCCCCCCCCCCACCUCCAGACAGACCCGACCUCACCUCCAGACAGCCCAUCCACCCUACCUCCACACAGCCCCCAACCCCACCGCACCUCCAGACAGCCCCUCUCCACGGCACCUCCAGACAGCUGCUCUCCACUCCACCUCCAGACAGCCUCCCCCAACCCCAACCCCACCCCACCACACAGCCCCCCGACCCGACCUCACCUCCAGACAGCCCAUCCACCCUACCUCCACACAGCCCCUCCACCCCGCCGCACCUCCAGACAGCCCCCUCUCCAACGCACCUCCAGACAGCUGCUCUCCACUCCACCUCCAGACAGCCCCUCUCCAACGCACCUCCAGACAGCCCCCUGCCACCCCACCUCCACACAGCGCCCCCAACCCACCUCCACACAGCUCCCUGCCACCCCACCUCCACACAGCCCCCUGCCACCCCACCUCCACACAGCGCCCCAACCCACCUCCACACAGCUCCCCCAACCCACCUCCACACAGCCCCUCGCCACCCCACCUCCACACAGCCCCCUGCCACCCCACCUCCACACAGCGCCCGACCUCACCUCCAGACAGCCCAUCCACCCUACCUCCACACAGCCCCCCCACCCCACCGCACCUCCAGACAGCCCCUCUCCACGGCACCUCCAGACAGCUGCUCUCCACUCCACCUCCAGACAGCCCCCCAACCCCAACCCCACCCCACCACACAGCCCCCCGACCCGACCUCACCUCCAGACAGCCCAUCCACCCUACCUCCACACAGCUCCCUGCCACUCCCACCUCCAGACAGCCCCUCUCCACCGCACCUCCACACAGCCCCCAACCCACCUCCACACAGCCCCCUGCCACCCCACCUCCAAACAGCCCCCUGCCACCCCAACUCGACCUCAAAUUAGCCCCCCACCUCCAAACAGCCCCCUGCCACUCCAACUCGACCUCCACCAGCCCCCCCCACCUCCAGACAGACCCGACCUCACCUCCAGACAGCCCAUCCACCCUACCUCCACACAGCCCCCCACCCCACCGCACCUCCAGACAGCCCCUCUCCACGGCACCUCCAGACAGCUGCUCUCCACUCCACCUCCAGACAGCCCCCCAACCCCAACCCCACCCCACCACACAGCCCCCAACCCGACCUCACCUCCAGACAGCCCAUCCACCCUACCUCCACACAGCCCCUCCACCCCGCCGCACCUCCAGGCAGCCCUCUCCACGGCACCUCCAGACAGCUGCUCUCCAAUCCACCUCCAGACAGCCCCCCAACCCCAACCCCACCCCACCACACAGCCCCCUGACCCGACCUCACCUCCAGACAGCCCCUCUCCAACGCACCUCCAGACAGCUGCUCUCCACUCCACCUCCAGACAGCCCCUCUCCACCGCACCUCCACACAGCCCCCCGCCACCCCACCUCCACACAGCCCCCUGCCACCCCACCUCCACACAGCCCCCUGCCACCCCACCUCCACACAGCCCCCGCCACCCCACCUCCACACAGCCCCCUGCCACCCCACCUCCACACAGCCCCCUGCCACCCCACCUCCACACAGCCCCCGCCACCCCACCUCCACACAGCCCCCUGCCACCCCACCUCCACAGCCCCUCGCCACCCCACCUCCACACAGCCCCCCCCAACCCACCUCCACACAGCCCCCGCCACCCCACCUCCACACAGCCCCUCGCCACCCCACCCCACCUCCACACAGCCCCUCAGCCACCCCACCCCACCACACAGCCCCCGCCACCCACCUCCACACAGCCCCCCAACAGCCCCACAGCCCCCGCCACCCCACCUCCACACAGCCCCUCGCCACCCCACCUCCACACAGCCCCCCAACCCACCUCCACACAGCCCCCUGCCACCCCACCUCCAAACAGCCCCCUGCCACCCCAACUCGACCUCAAAUUAGCCCCCCACCUCCAAACAGCCCCUGCCACACCAACUCGACCUCCAAUUAGCCCCCCACCUCCACACAGCCCCCAGCCCCCCACCCAUCUCCAGACAGACCCGACCUCACCUCCACACAGCCCCCCACCCCACCGCACCUCCAGACAGCCCCUCUCCACGGCACCUCCAGACAGCUGCUCUCCACUCCACCUCCAGACAGCCCCCCAACCCCAACCCCACCACACAGCCCCCUGA